Molecule: messenger RNA, 1093 nt
Organism: Homarus americanus (American lobster)
Lineage: Eukaryota; Metazoa; Arthropoda; Malacostraca; Decapoda; Nephropidae
Product: 28S ribosomal protein S9, mitochondrial-like
Exons: 9
Coding region: 35-1093 (352 amino acids)
Source: RefSeq, a predicted model, not a curated record
UCAAAAGUAAACAGCAACACUGCAACCCGGCACCAUGGCGUCUGCUGGCAUUGGUCAAUUAUUACAUAUUUUUGGAAAAUGUGCUCAAAGUUCUUAUGUCACGCAAGUGAGAAUAAUCACUGGAAUGCAGAUUAAAUGUUGGAAUAGUACCAGUACUGCAUCAGAAGCUUCUAGCAGUGUUUCAACUGGUGUUGCAGCAUCAGAUAUAACUAAUCAGAAAGAAAGUGGAAACCAGUUUAUCAAGUUUAGCAAGGCAAUGAAGGCAUACCAGGAGAGAGCUCAGGCACAUGAUAAAUUUAUGUUUGAACAAAUUGGGGAGUAUGAGAUUGGUCGUCGUCAUCUAGCUAACAUGAUGGGUGAAGAUCCUGAAACUUUCACUGAGGAAGAUAUUGCUAAAUCUAUUGAAUACCUCUUGCCCUCUGGAUUAUAUGAACCGCUUGCUCGCCCAGUGAUGAAGCAUCCCAGUGAAAUUUUUGCAAAGAAAAAAGCUGCAGAAUUUGAUGAUAGUGGGCGCCCAUUCCAUACCCUCUUUUACACAGGCAUACCAAGUUACUACCAAGUUUUGCAUGACUUGACUGGGAAAGUACGCGAGUUGGACCGUUUCUCAGACCGGAUGAUCAGAUACAACGUUCAUCAGGAUCAGGAGAGAACACUAGAUAUUGGUGCUACAGAUUGGGUUACAAAAGAUCAGCUUGAAAAUAUUCUUUUAGAGAAGUUAAAAGAUAGCCAUUAUGAAUUCUUCAUCAAGUCAAUGAAUCGUCUUGUGGACCACCCAUACUCCUACAGAGCCAAGGAUUUCAUUCUGAGGUUUAGAAAGCCAAUAUCAUCCUCAAUAAAACUUCAAGAAAUACCAAAGUUGAUGUUCACAGCAGAAGGUACCCCUUACAUUGCAACUACAGGGGGAAGGAAGCAAAGCAAAGCAAGUGUGACUGUUUUUGGCAGAGGCUCAGGAAAAAUAUCCAUCAAUGGAGAAGGUGUUCUGUAUUUUAAGAAUAUUCAGGAUCGAGAACAGGCACCCAGUGAAGUGUUUUGUUGGCUGUCCUUUAAGGCUCUCAUAUUCAGCCCCAAUCACUGUUACAGUCUAAAGGGCUAA